Paramecium pentaurelia is the source of this 4091-nucleotide messenger RNA. The record is from the annotation of a GenBank genome assembly. Lineage: Eukaryota; Ciliophora; Oligohymenophorea; Peniculida; Parameciidae.
AUGGAUGAUGCUUACUCGCAUUAAGCUUCAACUCCUCCAGAUAGAGAUCGUAAAUCCAAAUUGGAAACCAUGAGAAACGAGAAUAUGAACUAUGUUGAGUAAUCUUAAUUAGAUAGUCUAUAGCUCAAACGAUGUGAUAGUGGAAUACUACAAAAAUCAGUACCUAAUGUUAUUAUGGCUAUAGAUAAGCAAGUGGAUUGGAUCGAUAUUUUUUGGAAAUCGAAUCUUGGUUGGAAGAAGAUAAAACUCUUCACACUAAUACACCCUUAGUAUUGGAAGCAGAUGAUGGUAUAGGAAAGAAAACUCUUUUAGUAAAAUGGAUGGAAUAUCAUGCAAGGAAUAAAAAAGGAGUAAGAUUAUAUUGAAUAAUAGCGAUAUCCUGAUUUCAUAAUUCCACAUUUUGCCACUUAAUCAGGCAAAAAUAGCAAUUAUUAUUAUGCCAUCUAUAGAAUUCUAAUUAAAUUAAGAGAAGCACUCAAUAUAAAAUAAAAAGUGGAAUUACUAGAAGAGAAGUUAAGAAGAUAUUUUUAAUAUUGGUUAGAAAUUUGUAGUAGAUAAUUGGAAUAGUAAAUAAUAAAUGGAGCUAAAAUCAUAUAUGAUAAAGUAUAUAUAUUUUAUUCAUAGUGUAGGUUAUAUUAGUAUUUGAAGGAAUAGACAAUUUUAGAGAGAUAUUGGAUAUGCAUAGAGAAGCCAAUGUAAAUUUUUGGUUACCAAAAUAUUUCCCAACUAAUAUCAAAGUCAUUGUAACUGCUGAAAGAUAAUCAGCUUCAAUGAAAUUGCUUAAACCUGAUUGUUAAGUUAUACCUAUAGUAUCUGAUAAAACAGUCAUGAAAUAAACAGUCAAUCAUCAUUUAGGGAAACAUCUACUUAUUUAAGUAGUUAUAUAUUAAUUUAUAAGAAUCCUUAAAAUAUAUUGGAUAUAUUUAUUCAAUUAAGUUAUAAAGUGAGAAAUCAACCAGUUUUUGUUAGAUCUUACUUUUCUGUUUUUAUUCCAUAUCCUUCAGAAGGAGUUGUAGAAGAAUAUGAAAUUGAUUAAAGUAUUGUUGAAUAAAUAUUGCAACCACUUAAUUUGAAUCAUUUCAAAUCUAUGAAAGUAGUUGAAGAUUUAUUUGCAUUUCAAUUAGAUUACUUUUCAAAAGCUAAUAUAAUGGAAAUUACUAAAUUUAGAAAAGUUCUAUUAGUCUUAGCUUUAACAUAAAAAGGAUUGAAUUAUCCAGAAAUUGAAAGUGUUUGUAAUAUUACAAAUAAGGAAUGGAAAUUAUUUUUAGUUUUCUUUAAAGUAUAUAUAAUGAAACAUAAAGAAUUAUGGAUAAUUCAUAAUGAAAUUUUUAAAAAAGUAAUCAUAAAUACAUAUUAUAUUGAUGUUAAAGAAAUGUUAGAAUUGCAUGAUAAUAUAGCUACAACUAUUGAUAAGAUUACUCCAAAUUCUAUAAGAAAAUUAGAAGAAUAAACAUUCUAAUUAUAUAGUGCUAAAAACUAUUUCUCAUUAAAAGAAGUAAUAAGUAUCAUUGAAAAUUUUUUACUUCUUUUUAAUCCUUCAAAUAAAUAUGAUUUAUGUAGAUAUUGGUAAUCUCUUGAAGAGAAUGGUUUUGAUCCUGUUUUGGAAUACAAUAAAGCAGUAGAAGGUUUCUAAAUUCAUUAUCAUCCUUCAUCUGAAGAUAUGUUUAGAAUAAUAUUAUAAAUUUCAAGAUUUCUUAAAGAAUUUGGUGAUUUUGAAACAAGAAACACACCAAUUUUUAGACAUCCUCCAAUAAUUGGUGUAUUGAGUGAUUUGUAUGAUAUUGGAUUGUUAUAUGAAAUACUCAAAUUAGAUCUUUAUUAUGAUAAAGCACCUGAAUUAAAAGAGUUUGAUCCAGCUAAACAUUUAAAACGUGUUGCUAAACCAAAAACAGCUCCUGUAUUAUCUAAAAUGGAAUCACUCAAUGUAGAAAUACAAUAAAAUAGAUAAUUAAUCAGAACACAUUAUCUUUCAUUAUUAUCUAAACCUAUUGAGUAAACAGAAAAUGAAGAAGAACCAUCUGAAAAUGUGGAUUAAUUGGCUGAAGAACUUAAUCAUAAAUUAAAAAAAGUUAUAUAAUAAAAGGAAGAGAAUUUAUCUUAAGAUUAAUUGUAAUCAAAUGAAAGAGAAUCUACAGAUUAUUAUUAUAAGAGAUGGAUUUGGAUAUAAUUUCCUUGGGCUUGUAUGAGUAUUGAUAAGAAUUGUGAUUACUCUACUGUUAUUAAAUAAUGUUUCUCUUCUGCAACAGAUUAUAUGAGUGUUGAAGAUGAGAAUGCAUUUACAGAAUCAGCACUUAAAAUUGCAUUUGAAGCCAAAAGAAAAAGGAAAGAGAUGUAUGAAUAAAAUUAGGAAUAAGAAACUAGAUUGUAACUUAUUCCCUAAAUUCCUGUGUUAUAAUAAAAGGGAUAAGAGGAAGUUUUGAAAAAAUAAAAAAGAGAAUAAAUUGAAUUUAAUACUAUUUCAAGUUCAAGAUACCUUAGAUCAUCUGCUGUUAUAUUACCUUAAUUGUCUAAUAGGAGUGCUGUGAUGACAUAGGAAGAUGUAUCAUAAGAUAAUUAAAAAAGUCAUUUGAUGUUUAUUACUUAAGAUUUUACAGAUUCAAAUUAUCUUAAUGAAGAAUCAAAGAAAAUUAAAUUAGUUUAAUCUGUUGUACCUAAUGAUGGAUAAUAAACAUUGCAUUUACUUGAUUAACUAAAGAAAUAAAAGAAUAAGAUGAGAUAAUUUGCUUCAAAUUCUGUUUCUCAUGAUUCUUAUAAAAUUACUGAAAUAUUUCCUAUUGUUAAGGGAAACAUUUAAUAACAUUCAGCAUCUCAAUAAAACUUACUUUAAAAUCAAGCAAGAAUGAUGAGAUAAAAAUUGGAUUAAAUAAUUUAUGAGAAUUUAUAAUUGGCUCAAACAUAUAAAAUGUUAAAGAUAAUGGAUUUUAAUAAAGGUUAUUUAAAAAAAGAAAUUAAUAAUUUAGAAGGGAUGAAAUAAUAAUUAAAAGAUCUUAAAUAAUAAAUAGAGAAAGCAGAAAAAGAAUUAAAGAAAUCAUGUAAGACAAAAAUAAGAGUUAAAAAGAUAUUGAAAAUAUGUAGAGAUAAUAAAUAAUAAAAUGAAGAGUAUAUUAGAUAUUUAAAUUAUUUAACAAGAAAUUUUGCUAAAUUAAUUAAAUUUGAAGAAUUAGAAAUUAAAAAAAAUUAAGAUAAUAUUUAAUUAGCAAAACGAUAAUUUGAUGAAUUUUUAAUAGUUUAUCGUUAAAAGAGAUAACAUUAAAUGACAUUAUUACUUUAAAUUAGAAAUAGUUUAAAAGAAAAAUAACAUUUAGAUAGAAUAUUUUAAAUAAGUGAUUUGUAAAUUGCUGAAAAAGCUAGUGCUUCAGUUUAAAAAUUGAGAAAAAGAUUAAAUAAAAAAGAAGAUGAUACAAAGAAUAAAAAAAAUAAAGAAUCUUAAGAAAAAGAAAUCAAAUUAUAAAAAUAAAAAUUUAUGAAUUUAGAACAAUAAUAUUAAAAGAUUAAAGGAGUAUUUGAUAUUAAAAAUUAUGAUUAUAAUAUGAAGAAGGAAUUUAUAGAUUUUAUGGCAUAAAAAGAAAGAAAAAGUGAAUAUGAAAUCAAAUUAUCAGAGUGUAGAUAAAAAUUAAGUGAAGUUUUGGAUUUAAAUACAAAAUUAAAUGAAUAAGCUAAAACAUAUGAGAAUGCUUACUCAUCUCUUAAUAUUAAUUAAAAGGAAAUUAAAAAAGAUGGUAUAGUAUAUAUCUUAUAUCAAUAGAGCAAACUUAAGAGAAAAAGGAAGUUACCAAUAUUUAGAUACAAGAGUUAUAACUUAAGAAACUUAUGGUUUUAUAGGCUCGAUUAACUAGUUCAUUAGAAUUAAUUGGAAAGAAGUGUGGAAUUUAAGAUGAAGAUGAAGUAAUUUAAAUUUAUAUUAUUAAAAGAUUUCUAAAAUUUUAGAUUAAAGAAAAUAACUCAUUAUAAAAAAUGAAGGAUAGACAGAUUAUUAAAAGAUAUUACAAUAAUAAUAUGAAAUUGAAUCCCUGUUAAAAUAAUAGGCACCAUUUUAUUUUCCAAAAAGAUAUCUUAAUAAUAAUAAUAGUAGUAAUAUCAGUGAAAAUUGA